Acipenser ruthenus (sterlet) is the source of this 1218-nucleotide messenger RNA. RefSeq names its product sialoadhesin-like. Bases 1 to 1218 code for a protein of 405 amino acids. Gene Ontology annotation, molecular function: transmembrane signaling receptor activity. Gene Ontology annotation, biological process: cell surface receptor signaling pathway. The record is from RefSeq and is a predicted model, not a curated record. NCBI's taxonomy places the organism in Eukaryota, Metazoa, Chordata, Actinopteri, Acipenseriformes, Acipenseridae. The transcript has 5 exons.
AUGAAGGACAGUUCUCUUUUUCACAUGAUCCUCCAGUGCAAUGACAUGGGCAGCUCUAGCCUGGGUCACUCUGAGCCUCUGUCUGCUGGCAAGCCAAAGCCUGCACUGACCCGGGAGCCUGCAGAAGAGAUAUCUGAAGGAGACACGGUCACCCUGAGCUGUGUGGUUGAGGGGGGCUCUGGAGGCUGGAGAUAUCUCUGGUACAAAGACAGGCAGGGAGCUCCAGUGUACCAGACUGACAGCAGCCGUGGAACUGGAGGCGGAUACACAAUCAGUGCUGCUGCUCUGCCCCACAGUGGAGAGUACUGGUGUCGAGCUGGACGGGGCAGGAACACGUCUUACUCACAAUACAGUGAAGGUGUGAAGAUACAAGUAUCAGAGCUGUUCAGCACACCCACUCUGACAGUGCUACUUGGUGCCUCAGUGUGGGAGGGAGAGGCUGUGACUCUGCAGUGUGGGGCUCACAUAAAUAAACAGGGCACACAACUGCAGUACCGCUAUAGCAAAGACAAUGGGACUGUGAGAGGAGCGGGAUCACAGGAUCAGCACUCAAUCCCAGCGGCAGGGCUGAGAGAUACAGGGAGAUACCAGUGUGAGGUGGAGGCAGCAGGGACGGGGCUGAAGAAAAGGAGUGCUUCUGUGUCACUGACUGUGAGAGCUCUGUUCUCCAGGGUGACUCUGACAGCAUCUCCAGGAGCCACAAUGAAGGAGGGAGAGGCUCUUAACCUGACCUGUGAGGCAGCAGUGAACAAAACCCCCCGCCCUGAACUCCACUACACCAUUGUGAGAGACGGGGAGCCUGUGACUAACAGCACUGACUCUGCACUGUACAGCAUAGCCAGCACUGAGAAGAGCCACACUGGGAGCUACACGUGUGCUGUGGAGUCACAGGGAGUGGAGAAGAGCAGCCAGGAGCUACACAUUGAACUGCAAACGUCCUGGCACAGCGCUGCUGCUGCUGCUGGCUUCAGUGUCGGCUUCUUUGUGAUUCUUCUCAUUGUGUUCACUCUGCUUCUCCUCUAUCACAAGAUCAGAGGUGAGGCUCCAGUGUUUUAUUACAUGUUUCACUUGUCCUGUCACAGCUCAUACUCUGGCUUCUUCCUUCAUCCUCUAGUGAAAAAUAACUACCAUCAUAUUUUGAAAAGGCUGUUUUUAAAGAUAAUGCAUUUUAAAAAUAAACAUUUUCUAAUUGUAUAUGCACAGCUAAUAAUCCCAUGA